CAGUCGAGCCAAACUUUUCGAGCCAUGGAUGCCUCGAUUGAAGGCUUCGUAAAAGCACUGGGCGGUGGAGUGGGAGCUUUAUUCUCCACCACUGUGCUCUAUCCGCUAGAAGUGACCAAAACCAAAGUGCAAGCCUUUGCCGGCAAUGCCACCACAGAUGAGGAAGACAACCUCGAGAAGCAGCAGGCCAUGGGCAACACCUUUGCGGCCAUGGCAUAUACCUGGAGAAAGGAAGGGCCCAAGGCAUUGUUGGCCCCAUGGGCGCCAGGAUAUGCCAGCACUUGUGCAGAUGCCUUCGUCUUCAAUUUCGUUUAUUACUAUUAUUUUGAGUUCUUCCGUUCCAUCUACCAGAGCAAGGUAGGUCGUGUUGGCUACCGCGGCAACAUGGUCUUAGCUACCUGCGCUGGUGCUUGCAUGCAACUCACCACUUUGCCGCUGCAGAAUCAUUCCACGCGAAUGCAAACGCAGACGGAGAAGCGGGGCAACUGGGCUACGGCACUUGCCAUGUACCGAGAAGAGGGUCUCGGAGCGUUUUAUAAGGGGCUCCUGCCCUGUUUGCUGCUGUCCUUAAACGCCACCAUCCAAGACACCAUCUUCGAAGGGAUUAAAGAUGCCUGGCUGAAGCGCCAGAACCUAUCGGCAGCAGCCAAAGCUGGAGUGGAUCUGGCCCAGAUGAAGCUGCGAGAAGUUCAGGUGGGUCUCAGUGCUGCGCAAGCUUUCUGGUUGGGUCUCAUCAGCAAGUUGAUUGCCUCCACCAUUUGUUAUCCCCUGACGCGCAUCAAACAGAUGUGCCAAGCCCAAACGAAGCGUUCCAAGCUACGGCGCAGUUCUUCCGAAGAAACGGAGGGGAAGGCCUUGAGCAUGUGGGAAAUGUCUUUGAAGGUUUGGACUGAGGCAGAUCGGGGGGGAGGUGUGGUUGGAAACAUGCAAUCUCACAGUAAGAGCACCGGAUUUGGCAUGAGUAGAUUGAAUACAUUGGGGGCCUUCGCCUGCCCCUUUUUUUUGGGGCAGAACUUGGAGGAUUUGAACCACAAUCGGUGUGAUCAUGAAACAUGACUGAACAUUGAACCGGUGAACAUUCCUUUUCCAGUUGAUCCUUUUCAUGCGCUUGGUAAAUGCCAAGGAUUUUUCUACGUUUCGCAUCACUUUCAGCCUCCGUUGGAGAUGAAAAAUCCUCAGUUGAUGUUGAAGCAGGAUGGCUGGAGGGGGUUCAUCUACGGCAUCGAGGGCCAGGUCUUUAAUGCUUCCUUGAAAGCGGCCUUGAACCGCUCGGCCAAGGAACGGAUCCAGGUCAUGCUGUUCUUCCUGCUGUUCCCCGAGCGUUUCCGGAAGAUGAGAGCUAUGGCUCUGGCACAAGCCCAGACUUAAGGCGACGAACUGGGAAAA
Molecule: messenger RNA, 1386 nt
Organism: Cladocopium goreaui
Lineage: Eukaryota; Dinophyceae; Suessiales; Symbiodiniaceae
Source: the annotation of a GenBank genome assembly